GUCGACACUGUGCGCGCGGCACCACGACUCUCCAUGGCCGAGGAAGGAGCAAGCGUGGAGCCGUCCACACCGCGAGUGGAUACAUUGACGCCGCUGAUCGAAAAAGAAUCGGCCGCGUUUGAGACGUCGACGGCGGCGACCAUCUCCAACAAACCUGUCCGACGUGGCAGCAAGGAGCAGUGUGCGGUCGACCGUGGAAAAAAGUCGUCAACGGACGCGAGUGCGACGCCCACCGACUUUGAACUGCUUGUCGUCGUGGGCCAAGGUGCCUUUGGGAAGGUCAUUCAAGUGCGACACAAACCAUCGGGCGAAAUCUACGCCAUGAAGAUUGUUAGCAAAGAGUACCUGGUCAAGAAAAACUACAUCGGCAACAUGCAAACCGAGCGCGAUAUCAUGACCAAAGUCGACCAUCCUUUUCUCGUCAAGCUCAAGUAUGCUUUCCAGUCGCCUGCAAACGUGUACCUGGUCAUGCCGUACAUUCCUGGAGGCGAGCUCUUCCACACCCUACAUAAGCAAGGUCUACUCCUCGAGCAUACAGCGUGCUUUUAUGCAGCUGAAAUGGUCCUCGCGUUGGAGUAUUUGCAUGGCCAAGGAAUCAUCCAUCGUGAUCUCAAACCUGAAAACAUCCUUCUCGAUGCGGACGGCCACGUGUGCCUGACCGACUUUGGCCUCAGCAAGGAAUUGCCACAAGACGACGAAGCCAAGACCGUGUGCGGCACCAAUGAGUACAUGGCUCCUGAGAUGAUUCGAAAUAAACCGUACUCGCAUGCAGUCGACUGGUGGGCCCUCGGCGCGCUCAUCUACGAAAUGGUCACGGGGUAUCCGCCAUUCCGGCAUAACAACCGCAAGAAACUCCUGGAGAAAAUCUGCAACGAAAAGCUCUCGCUUCCAAAGUUCCUUCACGCCGACACCCACUCGAUAUUGAAACAACUCCUCGAACGCAACGUGGACAAACGCCUGGGGUCGGGCAAGUCGACAAUGUUCAAAGUCAAGGGGGUUGCCGCCAUCAAGCAGCACCCGUUCUUUAAGUCCAUCGACUGGGGCCUCUUGGCCCAGCGCAGAUUGACGCCUCCAGUCAAGCCGUCGCUGGCCACCGACAACUCAAACCUCGACACGAGCUGUUUUGCCGAGAGCUUUACGAAGAUGCAAGUGACCGUCGACGACAGCCACCACCUAGACCACGGCACCCUCUUCCAUCGAUUCUCCUUCACGGCGGCCGACGUCCGCAUGCGCCGCGAGUCGGACUCGCGUCGCUCCAAAAAUCAUCGAAACGAUGACGACGGCUGCGCGUCGACUCCAUUGACGACACACAACGAGGCGACUUUCGCCGAGUCGCCGCGCCACCAGGACGACAAUGAGAUUUCGUGUUGACGUGAGCCAAUUCACCCACAAAUUCUUGAAUUCAAUACAACGUCGAAGGAACCGUCGUCGAUUGAGGAGGGGAUCGGGUACCAUCGGAAGGUAUAUGCACAAAAUCGAUUGAAUCGACCCAUAUUUGAGUUACGUUGGACCGCCGUCGACACCAUUGACGAGCCCAAUAUGCUACUUCA
Molecule: messenger RNA, 1550 nt
Organism: Aphanomyces invadans
Lineage: Eukaryota; Oomycota; Saprolegniomycetes; Saprolegniales; Verrucalvaceae
Product: AGC protein kinase
Exons: 10
Coding region: 34-1371 (445 amino acids)
Biological process (GO): protein phosphorylation
Molecular function (GO): ATP binding; protein serine/threonine kinase activity
Source: RefSeq, a predicted model, not a curated record